Messenger RNA from Budorcas taxicolor (takin), 531 nucleotides. It is a transcript of the gene IL24, whose product is annotated as interleukin 24. NCBI's taxonomy places the organism in Eukaryota, Metazoa, Chordata, Mammalia, Artiodactyla, Bovidae. Bases 1 to 531 code for a protein of 176 amino acids. The transcript has 5 exons. The record is from RefSeq and is a predicted model, not a curated record.
AUGGCUGCUCUUCCCCGCCUGAGUCUGAUGCUGCUUCUCUGGAGCCCGGGGCCGUGGGUCCGGGGCCAAGAGUUCCAGUUUGGGCCCUGCCAGGUAGACGGCAUAGUUCUCCAGAAACUGUGGCAGGCCUUCUGGGCCAUGAAGGACAUCGUGCAAGCGCAGGAUAACAUCACGAGUGUCCGGCUGCUGCGGAAAGAGGUUCUGCAGAACGUCUCGGAGACUGAGAGCUGCCACCUCCUCCACGCCCUGCUGAGGUUCUACGUGAACACCGUCUUCAAAAACUACCAUGACAAGGCUGUUGAAUUCGGGAUCCUGAAGUCAUUCUCUACUCUGGCCAACAACUUCUUUGUCAUCGUGUCAAAACUGCAUGCCAGUCAUGAAAAGAUGUUUUCUACCCGUGAGAGUGCACGCAGGCGAUUUUUGCUGUUCUACCGAGCAUUUAAACAGUUGGACAGAGAAGCAGCUGUGACCAAAGCCUUUGGAGAAAUGGACAUUCUCUUGAGCUGGAUGGAGAAAUUCAACCAGCUCUGA